Rubroshorea leprosula is the source of this 1535-nucleotide messenger RNA. The record is from the annotation of a GenBank genome assembly. Lineage: Eukaryota; Viridiplantae; Streptophyta; Magnoliopsida; Malvales; Dipterocarpaceae.
ACAUUGUUCUCUCUUCUUUUGUGCUAUACAAUCUCCAAGCAUUUCUCUCUUCCAAACUACUGAAGCAAAUAUGGCUGACCUUAUUCUUGGUCCUCUUGUGGAUGUCACAAUAUCCAAGGUGAUUUCAGUUACUACCAAGCAACUCAACUUAGCAGUGGGAUUCAAGCAGGAGCUCAAGAAGUUUCGUGUGGUGCUGAGCAUGGUAAGGGGCGUGCUGCAAGAUGCAGAAGAGAAGAAGUUGACGGGAAGAGGAAAUAAAGUCCAAGAGGUAGUUCAGUUGUUGAUUGAUUCAAGUGAUGAUCAACGUCUCCCUGUUGUAUCCAUAGUUGGUAUGGGAGGCAUAGGUAAACCUGCCAUGGCAAAACUAGUGUACAACAAUGAGCUGAUAGAGAAACAUUUUCACAAAAAAAUGUGGGUUUGUGUUUCUGAAAAUUUUGAUGAGAAACAAAUAUUAGCAAUGAUGCUGAAACCUCUCAUCACUAAUGAGAAUGAUCAUGUGGAUUUUGAAAAUCAAGAAGCUGUAGUUCAGAAACUUAAAAAAAUGCUUGAGGAGAAAAACUAUCUCCUCAUUCUAGAUGAUGUAUGGAAUGAAGAAAAGCCAAAAUGGGAUAACUUAAGAAAUUGUUUGUUGGGAAUAGGAAAAAAGGGUGGGAGUAGGGUUCUUGUCACAACUAGAAUUGAGAAAGUAGAUUCCAUAAUGGGAAUAGGAAAAAGGGGUGGGAGUAGAGACAAAGAAGAAGCCAUGGGAGCAAGACUUUCUGAAAAGGCUACAAUUCAGGAGUUGCAGUUGGUGUUUCGUGAGACAUCCAAUGGUAGUGAAGAUAGAUGCAAACAAGAUGAAGAUAUCUGGGAAGGCCUCCAACCUCAUUCAAAUUUGAAAGGCCUAACUAUUAUAUCCUAUUGUGGUAAAUGCUGUCCUUCAUGGAUGUUGGAAAGCAUUCCAUCACUUUCGCUUAGUAAUGAGACAAAGGUGGAAAUUAAAAAUUGCAAGAAUUUGAAAAACAUUGCAUAUUCGUCUCUUCAAAAACUCAUCAUUCAGGGAUGUGAAGGAUUGGCUGGGGCAGAAGUUGGACCAGGUGCCAUGAAGUCUCUCAAAGAAGUACAUAUAAGGAGUUGUGGUAAAUUGAAAAAUCUUUCGAGGAUUAGUAAAUUACAAUUCCUUGAAACACUUGAUCUUGAGGAAUGCAGGGAAUUAAGGAUUCGGAACGAUGCUCGAUUUGCCUCCACGUGUCUACAAGAGUUAAAUAUUUCUGACCGUGAUAAGCUGAUGUCCAUGCCGGGUAUUGAUGGGCUUUACUCUCUUAAAAAAAUUGAGAUAAUCAAAUGUGAGGAAUUGAAAAGCAUGGGGAAGGGUUUUUCUACUGUCACGUGUCUCAAAGACUUAGUUAUAAGCUGCUGUAAUGGUCUGAUGUCCUUUCCCAGCCUCCACGGACUUUCCUCUCUUCAAAAAUUCGCUAUAUCGGAGUGUGGGGUAUUGAACAGCCCGUUUGGAAUGCUGGAUUAAUUGUGGGAUUGAACAAAAAUUAAUCUUGACC